This is a messenger RNA of Pimephales promelas (fathead minnow), 3668 nucleotides long. RefSeq names its product pyruvate dehydrogenase phosphatase regulatory subunit (gene pdpr). NCBI's taxonomy places the organism in Eukaryota, Metazoa, Chordata, Actinopteri, Cypriniformes, Leuciscidae. Gene Ontology annotation, molecular function: protein binding. The record is from RefSeq and is a predicted model, not a curated record. Gene Ontology annotation, cellular component: mitochondrion.
AGUGUGGCCAGACUCCGAGUCCGCAGCUGUGGUCGAGUUACUCCUGGCUCCUGUCCCGCAGAUCAGAUGAGUAAAUCUGACCAGAUCUGAGCUCAUAUAACCGCUUUCAGCAGGUGCAGAGCCAUGCGCAGCGGUGCGUGGAGCGCCCGGACUCUGUCCCCUGUCCUCCUGCCCCGCUGGUUCUGUGAUGCCGGAGUCCGACCCGCUGGUCAGAGAUCGGGCCGGUUCUUCAGCUCGGAUCCUCCCGCUACUCUUCCUGCGCACGCGCGUGUCAUCAUCUGUGGAGGCGGAGUCGUGGGAACAUCAGUGGCCUAUCACCUGUCCCGACUGGGCUGGAGGGAGAUCGUGCUCCUGGAGCAGGGCAGACUCGGAGCCGGUACGACGCGCUUCUGUGCAGGAAUAGUCAGCGUUGCCAAACCUCUUUCUAUUGAGAGUAAAAUGGCAGAUUAUUCGAACACUCUCUAUGAGCGUUUGGAGGAAGAGACGGGCGUUAAAACAGGUUUCGUUCGGACCGGCUCUCUGUGUUUGGCUCAGAAUCAGGAUCGGUUCCUGUCGUUGAAGCGUCUGGCGUCCAGGCUGAAGGUUCUAGGCGUGAGCUGUGAUGUCAUCAAGCCCAAAGAUGUGUCUGGGCUCCACCCGCUGGUGAAUAUCCAUGAUCUGGUGGGAGCUCUUCAUCUGCCCGGGGACAGUGUGGUCUCUCCGCCGGAUGUUAAUCACGCGCUCGCGGUGGCGGCGGCGGCUCACGGCGUGCAGAUUUACGAACACACCAGUGUGAACCAGGUCCUGGUGAAGGACGGGCACGUGACGGCGGUGGAGACGGACCGCGGAGCCAUCCAGUGCGAGUACUUCGUCAACUGUGCCGGACAGUGGGCGUAUGAGCUGGGUCAGAGCAGCGAAGUCAAAGUGUCUGUUCCUCUACACGGCUGUGAACACUUCUACCUGCUCACUAAACCCCUGCCCGAGCCCACACAAGCCGACAGCCCAGUGGUGAUGGACUUCGACGGCAGGAUCUACGCUCGCUCCUGGAACGGGGGAAUCCUGUCCGGAGGCUUUGAGAAGAACCCGAAGCCCAUCUUCACCGAGGGCCGGAACCAGCUGGAGAUCCAGAACAUGCAGGAGGACUGGGACCACUUCGAGCCCAUGUUGAGCGCUCUGCUGCGCCGGAUGCCUGGGCUCGAGGCCUGUGAGAUCCAACAGCUGGUCAACUGCCCAGAAUCCUUCACUCCGGACAUGCGCUGCCUGAUGGGAGAAACGCCGGGAAUCUAUGGAUACUUCGUGUUGGCGGGCAUGAACUCGUCCGGCCUCUCGUUCGCUGGCGGCGCGGGGAAAUAUCUGGCGGAGUGGAUGACGUACGGCUAUCCCAGUGCUAACGUGUGGCCGCUGGACAUCAAGCGCUUCGGGAGCCUGCAGAGCAGCCGCACGUUCCUGCGCCAUCGGGUGAUGGAGGUCAUGCCGCUCCUGUACGGACUGAAGGUUCCCCGCUGGGACUUCCAGACGGGCCGGCAGCUGCGCACGAGUCCGCUGUACGACCGGCUCGACACACAGGGCGCGCGCUGGAUGGAGAAGCACGGCUUCGAGAGAGCCAAGUACUUCGUUCCCGCCGGGAAGGAUUUACUGGCGCUGGAUCAGAGUAAGACCUUCUACAAGCCCGACUGGUUUGAUAUCGUGGGAGCGGAGGUGAAGUGCUGCAAGGAGGCGGUGUGUGUCAUCGACAUGUCCUCCUUCACCAAGUUUGAGCUCACGUCUGCGGGCGACCAGGCCCUAGUCCUGCUCCAGCGUCUGUGUGCGAAUGACCUGGACGUGCCGGUCGGACACAUCGUGCACACGGGGAUGCUGAACGAGAGAGGCGGCUACGAGAACGACUGCAGCGUGGUGCGCAUCAGCAAAAACAGUUUCUUCAUCAUUUCGCCCACGGAUCAGCAAGUUCACUGCUGGUCUUGGAUUAAGAAGCACAUGCCCAACGACCCGCAGCUCCACCUGGAGGACGUCAGCUGGAAGUACACCGCUCUGAAUCUGAUUGGCCCGCGAGCCAUGGACGUGUUGUCGGAGCUGUCGUACGUGUCCAUGACCCCGGAGCACUUCCCCUCGCUCUUCUGUAAGGAGAUGAGUGUGGGAUACGCCAACGGCAUCAGGGUCAUGAGCAUGACACACACCGGAGAGCCCGGCUUCAUGCUGUACAUUCCCAUAGAGUAUGCACUGCACGUGUAUAACGAGGUGAUGUCAGUGGGGCAGAAGUAUGGGAUCCGUAACGCGGGCUACUACGCUUUACGCAGUCUGCGCAUCGAGAAGUUCUUCGCCUUCUGGGGUCAGGACCUGGACUCCUUCACCACACCGCUCGAGUGCGGCCGCGAGUUCAGGGUCAAGUUUGAUAAGGACACCGGGUUCCUGGGCCGGGACGCUCUGCUCCAGCAGCGGGUGGAGGGCGUGAGGCGGCGGCUGGUGAUGCUGGUUCUGGAGGAGCACGACCGGGAUCUGGAUGUGUGGCCCUGGUGGGGUGAGCCGGUGUACCGGAGCGGGGAGCUCGUGGGCGGCACCACCAGCAGCGCCUACAGCUACAGCCUGGAGCGGCACGUGUGUCUGGGCUUCCUGAGCGCCAAGAACCCCGACGGCUCCCCGGCCCCCGUCACCCCCGACUUCAUCAACCGCGGAGACUACGAGGUGGACAUCGCAGGCCAGAAGUUCCCCGCUAAAGCCAAGCUCUACCCCUUCAGCUCGCUCUUCACACAGCAGAAGCGGCGCAGGGAGGAGAUGGAGCUCAGCAACUUCCAGAGCAAGUAGACAUGAGUGUGUGUGUGUGUGUGUGUGUGUGUGUGUGUGUGUGUGUGUGUGUGUGUGUGUGUGUGUGUGUGAGAGAGAGAGAGUCUGAGGAGCUCAGCAACUUCCAGAGCAAGUAGACAUGAGUGUGUGUGUCUGUGUGUGUGUAAAUGUUGUUUUUCCAACAGUUGAUGGAUUUGAUUGAUGAAUUUCUAAACCUUUAUUAAUGUGCAUCAAAGUUGCUGGUUUCGACAGCUAAAGUGGCAUUUGUUUGGCAUUAGAGUUAUCUGAAAGCAAAAUUCAAAAGCUAAACUCUAUUGAAUCGUCUGUUCCUGUGAAUUGUCCAGUUAUUUCUUCUUGAGUGAUUGGCCUGUUCUGAGGUUUGUCACAUGGUUUACAAUAAAGGGGGUUUGCAUGGAUAUCAGACCCACGAGACAAUCAACGUCCAUUUGAAGCAUUGGUUUUUAAUUGGUGAGAACUGGAGAAGUAUUUCCUCGUGUGUCUUUGUGCCACAAUAUUUUGUAAUAAAAAUACCAGACUAAAUGAGGCUCUGAGAUCAUGUGAAUGAUUUGUGACGUUGAUGAAAAAUGACUGGUAGGCUGAAAAGAGUCUCGAUGCUUUUAUAAAGUGCAGCGUUUGACCGUGUGAAGGGUGAGGCACAGGCUGAGUGUGUGUGUGUGUGUGUGUGUGUGUGUGAGUGUGAGUGUGAGUGUGUAUGUGUUUGUGUGGGAAUAAACUGCUCUGUCGUGGAAGAUCCUGAAGAGAUGGAUUUGCACCUUACGCUUUGCUUGUACCUGUUGUGUUUUUAAAUGUUAGAUGAAGACAUCAGGACUAAACGGACUAUUAUACACUAUAAAGAAUAUCCUUCUGGACAUCUUGCCUUUGUAUUUAUAUUGUACAAAUGUUUCAUUGAU